GCUACAUCUUGACUCUUACCACCACCUACAGCUGUAGAGAACGAUGGCACAGUAUCCUCAGCAAGCCCCUCCCUCGUACGGGGCGACCUCGCCUACGAAGCCCUCAAGCGAUGAAGCCCGCGACCCCUUGCUAGGCGCCGCGAGUUCAAGUGCAGCAGGGAUGCGGGGCGCCAUUUACGACCAGCCUGAUUUUGGGGAUCUUCCGGACGACUUCAAGUAUGGCACCACCGUCUCUGAGAGCGCGCCCGAGAUCCGGCGGGCUUUCGUGAGGAAGGUGUUUACUAUAUUGCUAUGCCAGAUUGCGGCCACCACCAUCGUCGCCGCAGGCGUUUCGACCUCAGACGACGUGAUGACCUGGGUGCUUCACCACACCUGGUCAUUCUAUGCUCCCCUGUUCUUGUCCCUCGCCAACUUGGCCCUCCUGUUCUUCAAGCGCCACAACCACCCAUGGAAUCUGGUCCUCCUCUCCAGCUUCACGAUCAUGGAGGCGUUUACGCUAGGUGUCACUGUCGCAUUCUUCGAUAAAGUCAUUGUACUCCAAGCUUUGUUCAUUACGCUGGGUGUCUUCGUCGGCUUGACGCUGUUCACCUUGCAGUCAAAGUAUGACUUCUCCGGCAUGGCACCGUUUUUGUUCGGAGGCCUGCUCGCCCUUGUUAUGACUGGCCUCGUCGGGCUCUUCCUUCCCUUCUCGCACACCUUUAGCCUCAUCUACGCAGUUGGCGGAUGCUUGAUCUUCAGUGGGUACAUCGUCUACGACACGUACUUGAUCAACGCGCGCCUGUCACCGGAUGAGUACAUCAUGGGUGCCAUUUCCCUUUACCUUGACUUCGUGAACCUUUUCCUUAGCAUCCUUCGUCUUCUCAACGAGCUGCAGGAUCGCUAAAUCCGGACAAGUUGAGAGGUGCAAAUGGCCCAGUAUCGCUCACAGAUUGGUCACCGUGUCGAAGCCUUACUUCAGUUGCAAUGGGUUUAUCUACCUUUGUAUUCUACUAGCGGACAGGGUUGAAUUGUAAUGUGUUAAUACUGCAUUUAUGUAAGCGGAGUGUGAGCUCUACGCUUCUGCAACACUUUCCGGUGCCAUUUCCUUCCUACCCCGCACUGGAAGACCAGCGAACUUGUUGCGCAUCGCGUCGUACUUCCGUCUCUGCGCUGCGCUGACACUAGGCCCAACCUUUUCAACGGCCUCGCUAAAGUCCUCAACUGUGACCGACACCUGGAUGUUGUCGUGCUUGCCACCGUCCGCGCUCUCCAUCUCCUCAAUGCGUCCGAGAGCCCUCCUGAGCGCCACUA
This is a messenger RNA of Schizophyllum commune H4-8, 1290 nucleotides long. RefSeq names its product UPF0005-domain-containing protein. Lineage: Eukaryota; Fungi; Basidiomycota; Agaricomycetes; Agaricales; Schizophyllaceae. Gene Ontology annotation, cellular component: membrane. The transcript is spliced from 9 exons. The coding region runs from base 44 to 883 and encodes 279 amino acids. The record is from RefSeq and is a predicted model, not a curated record.